Linum trigynum is the source of this 1137-nucleotide messenger RNA. The record is from the annotation of a GenBank genome assembly. Lineage: Eukaryota; Viridiplantae; Streptophyta; Magnoliopsida; Malpighiales; Linaceae.
AUGAGUGUUCACGAUUUCAUCAAUCAGGAAGGAGAAUGGGAUCUCGAAAUGGUUCCGGAUGAAGAGAGACUGACCAACCGCUUCUCUCUAGUUGUCAAGGUCUUCUCGGAGCGAAGUGUUAGCCUAAGGGCUGUGAGAGGCAUGAUAAGAGCGGCCUGGGUGGACAACCCUAAGCCAAAAGUCCAAGAGAUGCCUAACGUCCAACCUGUCUAUGAGAACGUAUUCACUCUUGAUUUUGAGAAGAAGGAAGAAAUGGAGUCUAUAUGGCUGGAACGUCCCUGCCCCAUAUCUGGUACUCUGAUGCAAGUAAAGAAACUGUCUGGCCUUGAGACAGCGAGAGAGACCAGCUUCAGGAUGGUGGAUUUCGGGAUUCAAAUUCAUAACCUCCCAGAAGCCUACAGAACGGAGAGCAACAUUGCAAUGGUGAGCAUAAUGUUCCACCAAGUGAUUGACAUUGAUCGUGCAGCCCUACAAUCACAGAUUUACAGGAAGUAUGUGAGGGUUUUUGUUCAGGUGGACACCUCAAAACCAAUCCCUGAUGGUUUCUACAUCCGCCAGCAGCAGAAAAGGGUUUGGAUUGAUUUCAAGUAUGAGAAGAUGUUUUCUUUGUGCUAUUAUUGUGUGCUCUUUGAGCAUACCAGGUUGGAGUGUGAUCGAAGGAGAGCUGAUGAGGAGAAUGGGGUUCCGGUGCCAGAGGUUCAGAGAUGGGGACCAUGGACGAGGGCUAACUCACCCCUCUUCUCGCCUAGGACGAACCAGCAACAGGAGGUCAAAGCGGACUUGAUCAGGGACGCGGCGUCAUCUUCUGAUUCCCCAGGCGGAGGCCAGAUCCAAUCGUCGGCAACCUCCAUGACCGGAGCAACCCAGCAGACCAGUCAGAUGGUCCCACAUACUUUGGGGAUGCCGACUGCUACAAAUCAAUCCCCUCUUUCCAGCUUUGCCCGGAACUUUCCUCUAUCUCCGCCAGCAGGUUUGUUCACUACCCAAAACCCUAUCUCACCAUCUCCCCAAAGCUACCCAUCCCUUUCCCAUAAUCUCUCUGUGUUUGCUUCCCACCCCAAGGAGAGAGUGUUGCCAGAAACCUUUUCAGCUACCCACAAUCCCCUCUGUUGUCCCAACCGUACCACCAAAACAUAA